CUAGAAGAACAACCUAGUAGGGUUCGCUGCAGCGCUUACACUUAGUGAACAUAAUGGUAUUGUCAUAAUACUUGGUAUAUCUCUGUCUGUAGCUUGAACUGCACUCAAGAAACUUACUAAAUAGGAAGGGUACCUUGUCUCGCGAUGUCGCAAAAGAACUUCUCACAAGCAGGCUUGCAAAGGAUCGUCAUUGUAUUCCUCGCUUGAGGAAUGAGCUUCUGCACAGAGGCGAACUUCCAGGUUGCGCCUGGAGUGUUCACUCAUGACUACACGGUUCAGGAGGUGGAGGCAGCUGGAGGCUGCUGCCAGUCCUUCGUGUGCGGCGUGCGCUGUCCCGAGGAGUUUGAUGACACGGGCGUGUGGCUGGGGUUCGGGGUGCCGGUGGCGCUGGUCAGCGCCUCCUGGGCCGUGAUGGGGAUCGCCAUUGCCUUCCUGACUCUGCGCUCCGACGCCGACUACGCCGGCUUCUUCGUGUGCAACCGCUCCCUGCCGCUGUACAUCGUGGCCUUUGCGCUGCUGGGGCAGGGCCUGGACACCAGCAGCAGCCUGGGCAACGUGGUGAACUCGUACCGCUUCUCCUUCUGGGAUGGAGCCGUGAUGCCCAUUGGCGUGGGGCUGUCGCUCAUCUUGAACGGCAUAUUCCUGGCCUCCCCCAUCAACCGCAUGGGGCUGCUCACACUGCCCGACCUGUUCCGGCGCAAGUAUGGCGCCUUCAUGGAGGUGAUUGUGUCACUGAUCGAGAUCGCCAGCUUCACCGUGCUCCUGGGAGCCAAUCUGGUGGGCAUCUCGCUGGUGUUGCAGUUCUGCUUCGGCCUGCCCAAGGCCGCGGGUGUGGCCAUCAGUGGCUCCGUCCUGGCUGUGUACACCGCCAGUGGCGGGCUGUACUCCGUGGCGCUGACAGACAUCCCGCAGGCCCUGGGCGGCUUCAGCGGGCUGCUGGUGACUGCGGUGUACAUGAUGGCCACGGAGCACGGCGAGCGCGUGCCGGCGCCCUCGCGGGGCUUUGUGGUGGACCUGGGCGGCAACGUCACGGCCUCCACGCCAGGCUACUCCGGGCCGCCCAACUGCCUAGACCCCGCCAGUGGGCAGUACGUGUGCGACAACUACGCCUACCCCGAUGGCGACAGGCUGGCCUACGCACACGCCAUGACGGACCCAAACGCCUACGCGCCCUUCCCCAACGCGGUCCUGUACAACUGGGUGUCCAUCUUCGUCCUGGGCUGCGGAAACAUGUGCGCUCUGGACUUCCAGGCUCGCUGCAUCGCCGCCAAGUCGCCGCGUACGGCGCGUGUGGCCUGCUUCAUCGCCGGCACUGCGCUGGUGCUGCUGGCGGUGCCCUUCGGCAUGCUGGGCGGCCUGACGCGCAAGUACUUCGGACCCGACUCGCCGCGCGCGGAGUUCGAGGUGGACUCCUGCUCCGCGCCGCUGGGCCGCCCCAGCUGCGCCAAGUGGCUGCCGCAGGAGAACACCGCGGUGUUCCGGUUCCUGUGGGAGCAGGCGCCUCGAGCCAUCGGUGCGUGGGCCAUGAUUGCCAUGGUGGCUGCCUCUGUCAGCACGGCCGACGGAGCAAUCCUGGCCACCUCCACAGUCAUGGCACACAACAUCUGGCGCAAGGUGCCACGGAUCGGCGCCCACGAGGGCAACCUGCUGUGGGUGGCCCGCAUCGUCAUCCUGCCCAUGACGCUGCUGGCGUGCACCGUGGCCUGGUUCGCGUACCGCCCGGGGGCGCUGCUGGUCAUCAGUUUCGACAUUGUGCUGGCCGGCGUGUUCGUGCCGCUCAUGGCGGCUGUGCACUGGCCCAACGUCUCACCCAAUGCAGGCAUCCUGUCCUGCAUCUCCGGCUCGCUGCUGCGCAUCACGCUGGAGCAGGUGCUGCCCAAGGACGGCUCCCUGGUGGCACCGCUCAGCCCGUACGCACUGCACUACGGCCAGGCCGUUCCGGGGCUGCCCUCCUUCAUGGAGGUGAGCCCGCCGCAGUACACGGACAAGGCGGGCGUGUGGAACCCGGACACCGAGGUCUGCCAGCAGAGGCCCAUGGUGGACUGGACGGGACUGGACUCGCUGCUGAGCCCCGCCUUCAGCUUUCUGGUGCUGCUGAGCGUCAUGGCGGUGGAGGCGCGCUGGCCGGGGCUGGACCUGCUGUGGUUCCUGCCGCUGUCCUGGCGCCGGUCCUCGCCGCUGUACCCCGCCGACGACCCCAGCACCCGCCCCUGGCGCGCCAAGCUGGCCGCCGGCCUCACCUCGCCCUCCAGCUCCGCGGCCGGAGCCCUGGUGCGGCGGCGCGGCAGCGGCGCUAUGCCCAGCGUGCCCGAGGACGACCUGCUGUUCAGCGCCACCUCCAUGGACAGCGUGGGAGGGGAUGGGGAAGGAGAGGAGAUGGAAACGGCGUCGCCUGACGCGACGGGCGCCGGGAAAGCGAGGGCGGGUGGGAAGGCGGGGGCAGGGCAUCCGGAAAAUGGGGAUGCGGCGGCGGCGGAGGUGGACUUGUUGCUGGAGGCGGAGGAUGCGCUGCUGCAGCACCUGCGGAGCGAGCGGGUGCCGUCGUCGCCGGCUCACGGCGGCGGCCAUCGCCGCGUGCUGCGCGGCGCGGCGGCAGGCAGUGGGGUGGUGGUGGUAGACGUGGAGGCGGCGGGAUACAGCAUGAGCAGUAGCACGACUGCGGCGGCGCUGGCAGUAGCGGCUGCAUGCGGCGCCAGCAGCAGCAGCGCCGCCGGCGGCGCCGCCGGUGCGGUGUGGACUGCGAGCGCCGCUGCGGGCGGCGGCGCGGCGGGACGGGGUGGAGCCGGCAGAGCUACCACGAGGGCGGCAGUGGCGUCUGCGGUCGGCGCCGCGGCGGCCGCCGUCGCAUUGCGUGUUCCACGCCGAUGGGCCCGAGGGAGAAAGAUUGAAGACCAUGCCGGCGGAAGCGACUCGGCGCGGGCGCCUAUGGACCCCGCAGUGCACGGUGGCACCCACGGCAAGAGUGGCACUGCUGCUGGCGGCGGCGCUGGAAGAGCGGCUGCCACUGCCGCCGCCAGGCUCAUUGGUGGCAGCAGCAACAGCGCGAGCAGCGGCAGCAGCAGCAGCGGCGGCGGCCUGCCGCGGCUGGGCCUGUCAGUGCUCAGCGGUACGGCAGCAGGGGGCAGCUGUGGGAACAGCGGGCGGCUCCAUCAGCGGCAUGGGUACUUAAACAGCCCUGAGCGAGGUGCUGGCGGCGGCGGCGGCGGCGGCCAUGGCGGCGGCGCGGAGCGCCGCGGUGGCAUGGGAGGCACGGUGGGGGACGGCGCUGGCUGCGUGCGGUCUGCAGCCGCGGACGGCGACGUCAGUCUGCGGCACGGCAUGGUGCCCGGACCCCUGAUGCUGGGCUCGCAGACGGCAGUAGCAGGCGGCCCUGCUGCCGGCCCUGCAGCUUGCGGCCCUGCUGCCGGCGGCCCUGAUGCUGGCGGCGCUGCUACUACUGCCGGUGGUGCUGCUGGCGGCGCUGGCAUUGCUGCUGGUGAUCGUGGGGGCACAGCCGCCGCACCAUCGCCAGGGGCAAGCCCCGGUGCGGCUGCAGCAGUAGCAUUGGCAGUCACGGCAGCAUCCGGCGGCGGUGGUGAUGGGGGCGCUUAUGCCGCUGCCGCGGUCACUGCACCUGCUGCCGUAGACGGGGGCAGCCGCGGCGGCGAUGCAAGCGGUGGUGACGGCGCCAAGAGCGGCGGCCCCGGUGAAGAGAACCGGAGGGUUAUGUUGGCCGCUCCAUCUUCGCCGCAAGGCGCCAGCGGUGCUAGCGGUGCGGCCCCUCAGGCUUCAGGAGGUGCGCUGCCACCGCCCCUCCUCCGACCACCCACGGCGGUGCUUCGUGCCGUGGCGCUGCUGCGGUCCAUGGAGAAGGGCAGCAGCAGCAACGCCGGUCGCCCAGACGGCAGCGGCGGGGCCGCCAGCAGCGACAGUAGUACGCGAUCAUCGCUAGAUGCUGCCGCGGGACGGCCGUGAUGAAAUAGAUGAGCCCGCAACCGCACGUGCAUGCAGCUGGUGAAGUACGGGGCAGCACGGAGCAUGGAGGCUGCCUCACAGUCGUAGCACACUAGCACGGUAGCACGGGAGUCGGGCGUAGGAUGCAGAACAAGCAUAGUAAGCGCGGCGGAUAAAGAAGUGCACAUGAACCGGGUCGGGAAUCAAUGAAUGUGUAGAGUGCAACAUUUAAAAGCCACAUAGGUGGUGCCACAGGGGGGGGGUAGAAUCUUCCGAAACAGACCCCAUGCCUCAAAUUACUAGAGCUCAACGAGAAAAUCACGAAUCCGCUUUCAAAAUUGAAAAUGGGUUUCUGGAUGCAAAGUUAUGGCCCCUCAAAGUUGUCGGUCGGUCGGUCGGUCUGGGGUCCCACGAAGUUUUGCACAGGUUCGUGCCAAGUUUUGUUCCUAGCGCUUCUGUCCUGCAACACGCGGCGCAAUGGGUGCAGCUCCACGAUGCGUGCGUAGGUAUACCCCAGGCUCAGCACACGUGCAUAGUUUGGGGCAGUUUGGGGAGCGGCAUGUCGGCAUCUCGGGAGAUGCCUGGGGAACUGGUCAGGGACAAGCCGGUGCCGGCCGGGUUUUGCAUGGUGAACUUGUCAGCACAUUUCGCACUAUCAAGUAACAUCGGAAUAAGCCGUUGCAUAGCAGGCCAGUCUAUCAGGAUACUUGUCGGCAGACGGUUGGACAUGUCUACAUGUCCACAUGUCGGUCGGCCAAUGUAGUAGGACAGUCGGUAAAAGACACAUCUAGAUGCCCCAGGGCGCCGUCCGCAGGGUUAUAUACUUGUGUGUCGUAGAACUUCCGUGUUCCGCCCACAGCCAAAGUGUGUUCCCAAGGCGGAUCAUUGUACAUAGCGAUAGAGCUCACCGAGAGCAGUCGAUUGGCACCAACCUGACAAAAAACU
Molecule: messenger RNA, 4878 nt
Organism: Chlamydomonas reinhardtii
Lineage: Eukaryota; Viridiplantae; Chlorophyta; Chlorophyceae; Chlamydomonadales; Chlamydomonadaceae
Exons: 25
Coding region: 211-3954 (1247 amino acids)
Biological process (GO): transmembrane transport
Cellular component (GO): membrane
Molecular function (GO): transmembrane transporter activity
Source: RefSeq, a predicted model, not a curated record